This is a messenger RNA of Phasianus colchicus (ring-necked pheasant), 2209 nucleotides long. It is a transcript of the gene FAH, whose product is annotated as fumarylacetoacetate hydrolase. The record is from RefSeq and is a predicted model, not a curated record. Gene Ontology annotation, molecular function: fumarylacetoacetase activity. Lineage: Eukaryota; Metazoa; Chordata; Aves; Galliformes; Phasianidae. Gene Ontology annotation, biological process: L-tyrosine catabolic process; homogentisate catabolic process; L-phenylalanine catabolic process.
AAAAAAAAAGUUGAGCAGGAAAUAAGUUCUUAUAAGUUCUUUGCCUUGGCACUCACAAGCUGUCUAACUGCACUUAUUGAAAAGGUGUGACCUCUGCUAUUUGGUUUCAGUUUCACAAGUAUUCCCUCAUUGGUUUCUGUUUUUCCCAAAUGUGGAUGUCCCAUGCAUGGGGAGAAAAGCUGGGUUGGGGAUCAGAAGAUGCCACAGGUUUCCCUGCCCUUGUUCUGUUUGCACAUACCUGUUUUUAAGCUAUUGGAACUGUCUGGCAAAAAUGUAACUUGGAUACAGCAUUGUGAAGCUUAAAAGAAGGUUGAAGUGCAGCUGGAGGUGUCAGCUGAGCAUUUUCUCAGUGUUGCUGAGCUGCUGGCAGAAGAACUGCUCCAUUAAGGUUAGAUGGGGACAUCGUUUUCCUGCCUUGCUGUCAAGUAAAUCACCCCAUGGAAGGUAAAUGGACAGCAUUCUGUUCUCACUGCCCCAUCUGGAGCUGUCUGCAUGGAUUUCCCUACCUGCAAGGAUGGAGCUGCUGAAAGAUGGUCCUGGUUUCACAUAAGGGUUUAUCGAGCAGGAAGAGCCUGUCUGCAUGCUGGCCCCAUACCUCAACAGGAACAGUUAUCAGCUGCUGACUCAUGCAAACCUCUGGCACUCAUUAACCACAGCUGCUUGCCAGUAGGAUGAGGGGUGGGAUGCAGGCAGGGCUGCAAUUGGUUUGGGGCUGCAGAUGGAAGGUGGGAUUUGGUGCUGCUGUGCUCCCCGUUACGACAUCUGAAGGGGCUCUUCUUUUGAGGUAGGAACGCAGUGGCCCAGCAGGUUGGGGCUGUCUUUGUGAGCAUUCAGCAUGUCUUUCAUCCACGUGGACAAGGACUCAGAUUUCCCUCUGCAAAAUCUCCCCUAUGGGGUUUUUUCCACAAGGGAGGAGCCUCGGCACAGGAUUGGAGUAGCAAUUGGAGACCAAAUUUUGGAUCUCAGUGUUAUCAAGCAUCUGUUUAAUGGACCGGCUCUUGCCAAACACCAGCAUGUCUUUGACCAGCCCACUCUCAACGCCUUCAUGGGGCUGGGUCCCACGGCCUGGAGGGAAGCCCGUGCCCUGCUGCAGUCACUGCUGUCAGCCGCCGAGCCGACGCUGCGGGACAACGCAGGCCUGCGGAAACGGGCAUUUGUACCUCAGGCUUCUGCUACCAUGCACCUGCCAGCACACAUUGGAGAUUACACCGACUUUUACUCGUCGCGACAACACGCCACCAACGUUGGGAUCAUGUUCCGGGGGAAGGAGAAUGCUCUGAUGCCCAACUGGCUGCACCUGCCUGUUGGGUAUCACGGCCGGGCAUCUUCUGUUGUGGUGUCUGGGACGCCCAUCCGGAGACCUGUGGGGCAAAUGAAACCUGACAAUGAUAAACCACCAGUGUUCGGUGCUUGCAAGCGUUUGGAUAUUGAGUUAGAAAUGGCAUUCUUUGUAGGACCUGGCAACAAGCACGGGGAGCCAAUCCCAGUCAGCAGAGCCCAUGAGCACAUCUUUGGAAUGGUCCUUAUGAACGACUGGAGUGCCCGUGACAUCCAGAAAUGGGAAUAUGUUCCUCUGGGCCCAUUUCUGAGCAAGAGCUUUGGCACAACCAUCUCCCCUUGGGUUGUCACCAUGGAAGCUCUUCUCCCAUUCCUGCUGCCAAACCCCAUCCAGGAUCCCAAACCACUGCCCUACCUUCGGGAUGAAGAACCCUACACUUUUGACAUCAAUCUCUUUGUUGCAAUUAAAGGAGAAGGAAUGAGCACGCCAACUACUAUAUGCAGGUCCAAUUUCAAGCACAUGUACUGGACCAUGAAGCAGCAGCUGGCACAUCACUCCAUCAAUGGAUGCAACCUUCGACCAGGAGACCUCCUGGCAUCAGGAACCAUCAGUGGGCCUGAACCUGAGAGCUUUGGCUCCAUGCUGGAGCUUUCUUGGAACGGGACAAAAGAAAUUCCUCUUGGCUAUGGACAGUCUCGUAAAUUCCUGCAGGAUGGAGAUGAAAUCAUUAUAACAGGUUACUGCCAAGGCAGUGGCUACCGCGUGGGGUUUGGCCAUUGCUCAGGAAAAAUCCUCCCAGCUGUAUCAGGUCUGUGAUGUUUGUGGGAACAUCCAGGAGGAGGAGUAAAAGAAGAUGGAAUAUAAGGGAAAGGAGAAGGAGGACAUCUCCCCCCCUGUGCUUCUGAACUCAGAAUUAUUAUUUUUAUAGGA